AUGACCUGGAAUAUCAGGGGCUUAAAUGCCCCUAACAAGUGGCGCUUGAUCAAGCGUCAAAUUGAUGAGGCAAAAGGUGACAUUUGGGUGCUAAAAGAAACAAAGCGGAACAAAUCAAAGAUUGAUAUGCAGAUGCGAGUGUGGAGACAAUGGACUAGGAAAUUUGUGGAAGUUGAUGGGGCCUCGGGAGGUAUUGGCAUCAUUUGGAAUCCGCUAGUGGUCAAAGGAGAAGUAGUGGAUGAGGGGAAGCAUUGGCAACAAUGCAAAAUAACAUUGUUAAGUAACAAUGAAUCCUUUUUUAUCUACAAUAUAUAUGGGCCCACUGCCACCCCAGAAAAAAGGGAGUUAUGGAAUCUUAUAUCAAGCAAACUUGAUGGAUGUAAUAGGGUAAAAAGCAUCAUUUCUUGGGAUUUUAAUGCGACCUUCAAUGAUCAAGAGAAGGCGGGUGGUAUUCAAAGACCAAGCGUUACUCAAAGAGACUUCCAAAAUUAUAUUGAUCGCAAUUCACUUAUUGAUAUUGUCCCCAAGAAUGGUGUCUUUACCUAG
Cryptomeria japonica (Japanese cedar) is the source of this 546-nucleotide messenger RNA. RefSeq lists its product as uncharacterized. The record is from RefSeq and is a predicted model, not a curated record. Bases 1 to 546 code for a protein of 181 amino acids. NCBI's taxonomy places the organism in Eukaryota, Viridiplantae, Streptophyta, Pinopsida, Cupressales, Cupressaceae. The transcript has a single exon.